AUGAAUAAAUUAUACAGAGGUAGGAGGAGAACUAGUGGUAUUAGUAAGAAAGUUGGAUUAAAGUUGCUUGAUGACAUUGUAUAUGCGAGGGUCAACGUUGAGUUUGAUAAGGCAAUGACAAGGAUGGGAAAUUUCAGUCCUGAUUUACUUCAGUGGCUUAACAAUCAUUGUGAUAUUCAUAAGUGGGUAAUGAGCAAGUUUGCAUAUAAACGGUGGGAUAACAUAACAACGAACAUUACUGAGUCAUUCAAUGCUUGGAUUGUAAAGGAAAGGUGGCAUAAUGUUGCCCAACUUAUUCAUGAACAUCGUGAGAAGGUUGCAAGGAAGAUGUUCGUAGCAAGUGUGGCAAUGAGGAACUGGAGAAAUGGUGUGGGUCCAAACAUUGAUGGAAAAGUGAUAGAAAAUGUGGCUAGAUCGAUUCAUAUGCAUGGUGAAUCUUAUGGAGGUGGCAGGGUCUGUGUACAUACUUCGCGUGGAGCCUUAUAUGUCAAUGAUCAGUCACAUGAAUGCACUUGUGCUGCAUGGCAAAUGACAGGGAUUUCGUGUCCGCACGCUUGUGCUGCAAUAAGGGUGGUUCAUGCAAAUGUGUAUGAUUUUGUGGAGGACUGUUAUAAAAUAACAUCCCAAGAGAAGAUUUAUGGGAACACCAUGAUUCCAGUAGUGACAAUUGACAGGCCUAAUCCUAAUGAUUAUAUGCUGCAAAAUAUAAGAAACCAAGUGUGGCUAUAUCCACCUACAACUAGUAGACCUUCGGGAAGGCCAAGAAUUAGGAGGCGGAAAUCCCAAUUCCAAAAUAGGAAGAUUUACCACUGUGGACAGUGUCAUGAAGCUAGGCACAGUAAAAGAACAUGCAGAAAUCCAAACCCAAGUUAA
Molecule: messenger RNA, 873 nt
Organism: Neltuma alba
Lineage: Eukaryota; Viridiplantae; Streptophyta; Magnoliopsida; Fabales; Fabaceae
Exons: 1
Coding region: 1-873 (290 amino acids)
Molecular function (GO): zinc ion binding
Source: RefSeq, a predicted model, not a curated record